Messenger RNA from Xiphias gladius (swordfish), 402 nucleotides. RefSeq names its product B-cell CLL/lymphoma 7 protein family member A-like. The record is from RefSeq and is a predicted model, not a curated record. The transcript is spliced from 2 exons. The coding region runs from base 34 to 402 and encodes 122 amino acids. NCBI's taxonomy places the organism in Eukaryota, Metazoa, Chordata, Actinopteri, Istiophoriformes, Xiphiidae.
CCCCCCCCCUCUCUGUGCCCUAUCAGCCCGCGCAUGCGCAGUGGCUCCUCUGUGCGCUCUACUGUUUGCAUUGUGUCUCAACUGCCGGCGAGCUUUAAAAAUAUUAUAACCACCGCGGCAAUGUCGGGCAGGUCGGUCCGAGCUGAGACCCGGAGCAGGGCGAAGGAUGACAUCAAGAGGGUUAUGGCCGCUAUUGAGAAAGUACGAAAAUGGGAGAAGAAAUGGGUGACUGUUGGAGACACGUCCCUUCGCAUCUACAAGUGGGUGCCAGUGACAGAGCCGAAAUCAGAUGACGUGAGUUCAGCAUUUGACCGCGGGUUUUCAGAUUCACAAUCACCUUUUGUUGGCGAAGUAUGUUCAGACGCACGGCAAAUUGCGACUCCCGCCUCCGGUAGCUUUUGA